UACGUAAUUUGAUUCGAUUCUACUCUCCAAAAAACGCCAUUCACCACCCACUGAGAAGGAAUAUAAAAACUGCAGAAAACAGCAUCAACUUAGCGUUGUCUCCCGGCAUAAUUCCAGCUCUGAUAAUAUUCCUUUCUUCUUCGUUUGUCAACUCCAAAAAUGGCGAUCAAUCCUCAUAUGGAAGGGAAGCCGCUGAGGCAGAUGUCGGAGGCCUUCAAAGCCCUGUCCGAUAGUCUGAAUUCCCAAAAUAGCCUCGAUGAAGCCCACCUCGGAGUCGGUCCCUUCUCCCAGGCUUGCUCUCUCGUCUCCCCUCUCUUUCGUUGUCUUGGAAUCGCUUUCAAAUUUGCGGAAAUGGACUAUGUCGCCAAAGUGGAUGAUCUGGCAGAGACAUCUAAAUCAGUUGCAACUUUACAAGUCAUGAUGGAGAGGGACAUCGAAGCAAAUUGUGUCAGGAAGGCAGGAAGUCAUACUAGGAACUUGUUAAGAGUGAAGCGCGGACUGGAUAUGGUCAAAGUUUUAUUUGAACAGAUUUUAUCAUCAAAUGGAAAUUCCCUGAAGGAUCCAGCUUCAACAGCUUAUGCACAGGUAUUUGCUCCAUACCAUGCAUGGGCUAUUAGGAAAGCUGUGGCGGCGGGGAUGUAUGCGCUUCCUACAAGGGCUCAACUACUGAAGAAACUCAAUGAAGAUGAAAUCUCAGCAAAGACAAAGAUGCAAAUUUAUAUAGACUCAGUUGCCCCUAUCAUCUUGUACGUUGACAAACUCUUCACAUCUCGAGAUCUGGGUAUAGAUUGGUAAAUUUUUGUAUGUACCCCAUUUUUUGUUUGUGUCUCAAAUGGAAGCUUUACCAUACUUAUCAUAUAUCCUUUGUUUGUACAUAAGCAUGCCAGCAAUUAGCUUGUUACCAUCUCCUUCUUCUUAGACUUGGAUUACUGAACCAAGAUAAUCAAUUUGAGUGAAUAAUGUUAGUGAUGCUCCAUUACAAAAGGUUCUAUUGUUCCCACCUGGCAGUAUGAAUCGCCCCAGGGGUCGAAGAUCUUAGAGCCAUUUCUUCUGAACUGAUUUUCUCAUUGUUGAGCUGUCCCUAGGGUUUGUCUUUGUUUGAAAUAAUGGCAUUGUUGUCAAGUCAUUCUGAGGC
Messenger RNA from Coffea arabica (coffee), 1135 nucleotides. Its product is annotated as accelerated cell death 11-like. Gene Ontology annotation, cellular component: cytoplasm; membrane; cytosol. Gene Ontology annotation, molecular function: ceramide 1-phosphate transfer activity; ceramide 1-phosphate binding. The record is from RefSeq and is a predicted model, not a curated record. Gene Ontology annotation, biological process: intermembrane lipid transfer; ceramide transport. Lineage: Eukaryota; Viridiplantae; Streptophyta; Magnoliopsida; Gentianales; Rubiaceae.